Molecule: messenger RNA, 2803 nt
Organism: Formica exsecta
Lineage: Eukaryota; Metazoa; Arthropoda; Insecta; Hymenoptera; Formicidae
Gene: Ssadh
Product: succinate-semialdehyde dehydrogenase [NADP(+)] GabD
Exons: 2
Coding region: 159-1682 (507 amino acids)
Molecular function (GO): succinate-semialdehyde dehydrogenase (NAD+) activity
Source: RefSeq, a predicted model, not a curated record
GAUGCGAAAUCACGUCGCUUAUAUAAGUUCGUUCUGUCAAUCGCCAUCUUUCAAUCGUUAACGUCAAGUGACCGGUGGGACGUCAAUUAAACUAGCGACGCGCAAAUCAUCGGAUUAACAAUCCGUGUGGAGGGACACAUCUGAUUGUCUGAAAGAAAAUGUUUGUUAGACUAAAGCUGUUACAAAGUUAUCUAUUCCAUCACGUGCCUUCGAAUUGUAGAUCAAUGCAUCUUUUGAGAGAUAAUGCAUAUGUCAAUGGAAAUUGGAUAAGUGCCGGUAGCAAGCAGACAUUCCCCGUUUGCAAUCCGGUCGACAAUACUGUUAUUGCUUGUGUUCCUGAUAUGAAUAUCGCCGAUACUCAAGUAGCCAUUGACACUGCUGCCAAAGCUUUUGAAUCGUUCAGUAAAACUACAGCCAAAGAGAGAAGCGAUUUGCUUAGAAAUUGGUACAAUCUGAUGGUUAAACAUUCGGAGGAUCUCGCUUGUAUUUUGACCAAGGAGAAUGGAAAGUCCCUCGCCGAGUCUAGGGCGGAGAUUAAGUAUGGAAAUUCCUUCGUGGAGUGGUUUGCGGAGGAAGCUAGAAGAAUAGACGGGGAAAUUUUGCAAGCUCCUCUAUCUAACAGGGAAUUGUUUUUAUUAAGACAACCAGUUGGAGUAGCUGCUUUAAUUACACCAUGGAACUUUCCACACGCUAUGAUUACCAGGAAAGCGAGCGCUGCUCUCGCCGCUGGCUGCACGUGCGUCGUGAAACCGUCCGAAGACACCCCAUUAACGGCACUGGCAUUAGCAGACCUUGCGGAACAGGCAGGUUUCCCUGCAGGAGUCUUGAACGUGCUUACCACGAGCGUAACAAAUUCCGCCGCCGUUGGCAAGGAGCUGUGCGAAAAUACCAAAAUAAGGGUGUUAUCGUUCACCGGUUCCACAGCCGUGGGAAAGAUCUUAUACAAGCAAUGCGCUUCAACCAUGAAACGACUUGGCCUCGAACUGGGUGGUAACGCGCCGUACAUCGUAUUUAAAACUGCGGAUGUCGAUCUAGCUAUAAAUAGUGCCAUGGCAAGUAAAUUCCGCAAUACUGGUCAAACGUGCGUCUCGGCAAACAGAUUCUUCGUGGAGGAAGAUAUCUUCGACGAGUUCGUCGAGAAAUUUGUUGGAAGGAUCAAGCAGGACAUUAAGAUGGGAGAUGGUAGUAAGGAGGGUGUCACUCACGGACCGCUCAUCAAGAAGAGUCAAUUAAAUAUGGUGAACGGUUUGGUGGAGGAUGCAGUCCAGAAGGGAGCUAAGGUACAUUGCGGCGGUAGUCCAUUACCGGAUCUCGGUCCGCUGUUUUAUGCACCUACUUUAUUAACCGGAGUAACUAAAGACAUGCAAAUAUACAAUAAAGAAAUCUUCGGACCCGUAGCUGUGAUCAAUAAGUUUUGCAACGAGGAAGAUGUAUUAAGACAAGCCAAUGAUACGCCGGUCGGUUUAGCCGGAUAUUUUUUCUCACAGGACGUAUCGCAGAUAUUUAGAGUCGCGCGCAAGCUGGAGGUCGGUAUGGUAGGCGUCAAUGAAGGAUUAAUUUCAUGCGCAGAGGCUGCCUUUGGUGGGGUAAAAGAAUCUGGUUUAGGAAGAGAAGGUUCUAAACACGGGGUCGAAGAUUUUCUCGAUAUCAAAUAUGUGUGCAUAGGCAAUCUUAAGCGUUGAUUCUGCAAAUAAAGUUAGUGAUAUGAUAUGCAUUUUGAAUAGCAAUCAUUUAGUUAUUCGAUAAGGGAUGCUAUAAUUCAAUGAUAGACAAUAAUAGGCUAUAUAAUUUAAUUAUAUAAUCUACAUAAUAGCGGAGAAAUGAAAACAAAAAUUUUACAGUAUUCUAAACAUCUGUAGAAGGAUUUUUGUAACUAGAUAUUUAUUCAUAUAUAGUGUUCCUAUUAUUUUUACGUUUAUUGAUAUUCUAAGCAUGUUUAUCUGCCAUAGUUCACUGCGAGUUCAUAUCAUAAACAUUGGAAAUAAUUAAUUUGAUUUACUUUUAUGUAAAAAUUAAUUUAAAUUCAAGCAGCUUUAUUAAUUAAUAUCACAUACACUUAUUAAAAUGUACAAAAUUUAUUGCUUGAUAUAUAGAGUGGGAGUUAUAUAUAUAUAUAUAAUGUCCAUACUCCCAAUUUUUUUUUUCCAUAUAUUACGAAAAAAGACAAGAGUUACUAAAGAGAAAAUAUAACGACGAUAUCAGUUUGAUCUUAUGAUCAAAUACUAAAAUUAUGAUCAAUAUGUUUUUAAGGUCAAAUAAAGGUUGUCAUAAUUUCUUUAUAUAUAAAUGGGACCAUACAUAUUAAUUUGCAUAGACGUCUAGAUCUUUCUUUAACACUAUUCUAUUUCAAUUUAUUAAAGAGUUAAGAAUUUUCAAAAUUCUAUUUAGUAAGUGCUUAAUGCUAUCUAGGAUCAACUUUGUGGAUGAUUUUGAAAAUGCCAUUCAAGAUCAAACUGAUAUCACCAUUAUUUUUAUUAAAUGUUAAGUAUAGUAUUUUAAUAUUAAAUAAGAUUAUAUAAGUGAGAUUAAUAUAUAUUAAGUUUUUUAUAGAUGCUAAUAUUAAUUAUAAAAGAAUAUUGUUUGUAUUUUUCUAAUCUAUUUUUUCUGUUACAAAUUUCAUAUUUUCUAUAUCAUAUAAUGUACUAUAGUACAAAACAAGUCUUCCAAAUUUUGUAAAUAGAGUACAAUAUACAUGUAAGAAAUAUCUAAGACACAUUUUUUUGCAUAGAGACAUACUUUUUCUACAAUGAAAGUUAUAUAAUACGUUUUACUCAUGUCGUUACUAAGCAAAUAAAAAACUUCA